This is a messenger RNA of Camelina sativa (false flax), 1672 nucleotides long. RefSeq lists its product as uncharacterized. Gene Ontology annotation, molecular function: protein binding. Lineage: Eukaryota; Viridiplantae; Streptophyta; Magnoliopsida; Brassicales; Brassicaceae. The record is from RefSeq and is a predicted model, not a curated record.
CUGUAAAAACACCUAGCACCGUCGGGAACAGAGAAUCUUUUCACUAACGGUGACAAGCUCUGAACCAAAAGACUAGGGUUUUGUUUUGUCUGUGAGAAGGAAGAAAGACGAAGACGGCGAUGAAUUCGUUAACAGUUGAACAAGUCCUCAAAGAGAAGAAGACCCAUGACCCAGAUUCCGUAAAGGAACUUAACCUUGGCCACAAAGCUCUCACCGAUGUGUCUUGUUUGAGCAAAUUCAAAAACUUGGAGAAGCUUGACCUUCGUUUCAACAACCUCAAGGAUCUUCAGGGACUCAAGUCUUGUGUGAAUUUGAAGUGGCUUUCAGUUGUGGAAAAUAAAUUGCAAAGCUUAAGUGGAAUCGAAGCACUAACUAAGCUUACAGUGCUAAAUGCUGGAAAGAAUAAGCUCAAAUCCAUGAAUGAGGUAUCUUCUCUUGUCAAUUUGGGAGCCUUGAUUUUGAACGACAAUGAAAUCUCCUCCAUUUGUAAGCUAGAUCAACUGAAAGACUUAAACAGUCUCGUUCUUUCUAGGAACCCGAUCAGUGAAAUCGGUGACUCGCUUUCAAAGUCGAAAAAACUCACUAAAAUUUCUUUAUCCAACUGCAAGAUAAAAGCUAUUGGCGCUUCCCUCAAGUCAUGCUCUGAUUUGAAAGAGCUACGACUCGCCCACAAUGAGAUUAAGGCUCUUCCGGCUGAACUAGCUGUCAACAAAAGACUACUGAAUUUGGAUGUGGGAAACAACAUGAUCACGAAACUCUCUGGUUUAGAGGUUUUGGGGACAUUAUCUUGCUUACGAAACUUGAAUAUUCGAGGAAACCUGAUCUCGGAUAACGAUAAGUCAGCUAAGCAGGUGAUAAAGUUGCUCCCCUCUUCAGUGAAUGUAUUCAACGCUCAACCACUAGAUAAAAUCUCAAGGAAGGGAAAGCAUAUCCGGCUUGAUACCGAUGAUGAAACCUUUGAUGCUCAUCACAACAAAUCGACAGAAGAAGAACAAUCCAGAGAAGAUAGAAAAAGCAAGAAGAGCUCCAAGAGAAACAAGUCAGAAGACGAAGAAGAAGAAGCCAACAAUGAUAAUGAUGAUCACAAGAGCAAGAAGAAGAAGUCUAAGAGCAACCCACAUGUAGAUCAAGUUGAAACAGAGAGAAAAGAAGAACCUAAAAAGAAGAAUACCUCAAGUAACAAAUUUGAUGAUGAUGCUACUGAGAAGAAACAGAAAAAGGCUAUUCCAAAGGAGGAACUCGAUGCUAUCGAUGAUGCAGAAACCUCUUUCGCAGAAAUCUUUGCCCGGGACGAUGUGUCAAAGGGUUCUUCUGGAGACAAUAUUGAGAAGAAGAAGGAGAGAAGCAGCGCGCAAGAGACAGGUCUAGUGAAAGUGAUAGAGAACAACAAUAGGAAUAAGAAGAAGCAAACAGAAAAGAACCAAAGCAAGAAGAGUGUAGUGAUUGAUCUUCCCAUGGAAGUUGAGAUCGGGUUGGGAGGAGAGUCAAAGUGGGAAUAAUACCGGAUAAACCGAAGCUCAGGUCGUUCAACACUUUAGAGACAAGGGACAGUUAUGUCUUAAAAAAAUCCAACGGCUAGGGUGAAGUAUUUUGAUAUAUUCUGAUAUGGUUAAGAAACAAAUGUUUAGUGAUUUCGAUCUCCUUUAUAAAAUGGUUUUGCAGUUUUGUGAAA